Molecule: messenger RNA, 1251 nt
Organism: Anthostomella pinea
Lineage: Eukaryota; Fungi; Ascomycota; Sordariomycetes; Xylariales; Xylariaceae
Source: the annotation of a GenBank genome assembly
AUGGAUCAGUUUCCCUAUCUUCCCAAGGAAACGCAGCAGCUUUUACUGGCUGGUCCUGCCCUCGCGCCGCCCGGGAAUCUCACUUCCAACUUCGACAACCCGCCCAACAAGAAUGGCGUGGCGCACGCUGCCUUGGCCGUGUGCUUGACUCUGGCAACUUUCAGCUUCUUCAUUCGCAUGUAUGCGAGAGUGAUAGGUCUAAGAAAGAUCAAGUUCGAGGACAUCUUGACCUUCGUUGCAUAUGGUGCCUACAUAGGCUACAUCUACUGCGCCUAUCGCGUCAUGGUUGAGUAUGGAUACUUCAUACAUCAGUGGGAUAUCAGGUUGGCCAGACUGAUCGACUUCUCUUAUAUUCUCCUCGUCGGCGGCGUUCUCUACUCUAUCGCUCUGCCGUUCCUGAAAGCGGCGAUUCUGUUGGAGUGGACUCGCAUCUUCGUUCCCGUCGGCACUCGCAACAUAUUCUGGUGGCUCUGCAUCACCCUCGUGGCCAUCCAGCUCUCGUUCUGCGUCGCCUCGGUCUUCGCAUUGUGCUUCACCUGCAUCCCAAUCCAGAAGAUUUGGGAUUUCACUCUUCCAGGGACGUGUCUGGUCAAGUCCAGGGUGGAAAUCACUUCGGCGGCCAUUCAUCUUGCGUCGGAUCUGGUCAUCCUGUCACUCCCGCAAAAGGUCAUCUGGGAGCUGCAAAUGUCCGUGAGACAGAAGCUCGGCGUUUCGGUCAUCUUCUCAUUGGGUGUACUUGCUUGUGUCUCGGCCGCCUUCCGACUAACGGCUACGAUCCAAUACUCGAACGCCGCUGAUGUCACAUACACGGUUGCUUCUGUCAUUCUCUGGGCGCUGGCCGAGAUGACCUGCGGCUUCAUUGUCAUCGGCAUGCCCACAGCGCCGAAGAUCAUCUACGAGACUGGCGUCGUCUCCAAGAUCAGGGCCUCUCUCAAGUCCUGGACCAGCAGACAGUCCGGCAGCGGGAAGAGCUCCACCAAGCUCAGUGGUCUGUCAUCACAGACUUCCUCCAAAUCGCCGAACCCCAGCAAAACGUAUCGGAAGCUGGACGGGAACGAGAACGCAACGCCUCUGCGAAGCAUGAAGCGCUCGGAUACGGAGUCGACGGAGCAUCUCAAGGAUUUGGUGCGCCAACACGAUAGGUCAAUCGUGCGUACCACGCAGCUAAGCACGAGGGAAGAUUACGAAUACGGUAGUGAGGUUGAACAGGAUCAGUUUGCACGCCAGCAUCCAUGGCGCACCAAGAGCUGA